AUGACGCCUUUUAAAUGCAAAAACUUCCCUUCCUGGAAGUUGCCAGGGUGCCAGCCCUUUACUUAUCUCCCCAAAGGCGAUGACAUCUCCCAGUCACUCAUUGAAGCAAUUCAGGAUUCAUCCAUCUCUGUGGUGGUCUUAUCUCAAAACUAUGCCACUUCAAAAUGGUGUUUGAAUGAGCUCCUUCAGAUCCUUCGCUGCAAACAACAGCAGGCACAGAUUGUUGUUCCUAUCUUCUACAAAAUCGACCCAUCUCAUGUGCACAAACAAAGGGGAGCUUAUGAGCAAGCAUUCGUAGAACAUUUGGAGAAAAACGUAGAGAAGGUGGAGGAGUGGAGACAAGCACUUUUUGAGAUUGCAAAUUUAGCAGGAUUGGACUCCCGCAACUGCAGGGAUGACACAGAACUCAUUCAAAAUAUUGUCAAGGGCGUCAUCAACAAACUGAACCAUGGGUACUCAGGAAGUAUAUUAGAAAAUAUUAUUGGAAUUAAUGAGAAUUUGGAUCAUAUUGAGUCAUUGCUAGAAGAAUCCUCAACAAUUGGGAUUUGGGGGAUGGGCGGGAUAGGCAAAACAACAAUGGCUAAGGUUGUGUUUGUCAAGCUCCGCUCUCAAUUUGAUAGUUGCUGCUUCUUAGAAAAUUUUAGGGAAGAGUCAGAAAGCCAUAGGUUAAAAUAUGUAGGUGACGAACUUUUCCGAGAACUAUUAAAGGAUACAUCCCUUGGAGGGCUCAAUCGUAGAAAAGUUUUGAUUGUACUUGAUGAUGUUAGCAACACACAGCAGUUAGAUUAUUUGGAAAGUGAAGCUCCUCCUCUGGGACCUGGCAGUAAAGUCAUCAUGACAAGUAGAGAUAAAAACGUGCUUGAGGGAAGAGUUGAUAAAAUACACAAGGCCGAGGCAUUGGGCUAUGACAACGCGCUUAAGCUUUUCAACCUCAAAGCCUUCCGCAAAGUUGGUUAUAAAAGUGAAUAUAAAGAACUCUUUAAAAGAGCAGUUGCUUAUGCUGGAGGAAAUCCAUUAGCCUUAACCAUUUUGGGUUCAUUUCUACACGCCAAAACCGCAGAGGAAUGGGAAAGUGCAUUGAGAAAAUUAGAAAACACGAUCCAUCAAGAUAUUCAAGCUGUGUUAAAAUUGAGCUAUGAUGGACUUGAUUAUGAAGAGAAAGAGAUAUUUUUACUCGUUGCUUUCUUUUUGAAAGGUGAAUCUAGAAGAUGUGUAAUGACAACGCUAGAGAGCCGUGGCUUUCAAGCAUGCUUUGGUUUGAGAAUCCUUAUGGAUAAGGCGCUGAUAACUAUUGAUUCUGGGGUAUGGAUGCAUGAUUUAAUUCCAUCAAUGGCUUUCGAAAUUGUUCGUCAAGAGUGUGUGAAAAAUCCUGAAGGACGUAGUCGACUAUGUAAUCCUGAUGAGAUCUGUGAGGCGCUUGAAAAUAAUCAGGGAAGUGAUGCGAUUCAAGGCAUAAGUUUAGAUUUGUCUCAAGUUGGAGAUCUACAGUUGAGUGCUGAUGUCUUUAGAAAGAUGCCUAAUUUAAUGUUUCUGAAAUUCUAUUCUGUCGAGGUUAAAAGAUCUUGCAGUGUAAAACUCCCUUCAAGGCUUGAGGCAUUUUCCAAUUCAUUAAGGUAUCUUGAAUGGGUCAAUUUUCCCUUAGAGUCCCUACCAUUGUCAUUUUGUGCUGAGAAGUUACUUGAAUUUCACAUGCCUUACAACCACCUUAAAAUAUUAUGGAACGGAGUAAAGAAUUUUGGGAAGUUAAGGGAGAUAAACCUUGCUGAAUCUAAACAAUUGACAGAGUUACCAGAUUUCUCGGCGGCUCAAAAUCUUAAACAUGUUGAUCUUUGUGGGUGUAAAAGUUUAGGCCAUCUUCAUCCAUCAAUUUUAUCUCUCCCGAGAUUGAGCAGCGUAAUGCUUAUUAAUUGCAGAAACAUAAAGAGUUUGAAAUCUGAGAAUCAGUCAAAAUCUCUCGCAAAGCUAAUUGUCGUCGGCUGCAAUGGUCUCAAGGAAUUUUCAUUCACUUCAGACAAAAUAACUUAUUUAGAUUUACGGCCCACAAGUGUCGAGAUAUUGGACUUUUCAACUGGGUGUAUGGAGAAACUCCAGUACCUCGUUCUCAACUGCUCAAGACUGAAAUAUCUUCCAAUUAAUGACAUUUGUUGCAUGAGACGCCUUCAGAGUCUUGCUCUUUAUGAUAUUGGAGGAUUAAUUGACAAAUCAAAGCUCCAUAGCUUAUUUGAUGCUUUGCUAUCUCUAAAAGCAAUUCAUUUGGAUGGAGCAUUCAAAUUAACUGAUCUUCCAAACAAUACCAAACAUCUUUCGAGGCUACGAUGUCUUUACGUAAGCAAUUGUAAAAGCCUUCAAUCUUUACCAGAGCUUCCACCAUCCAUCGAAAAGUUAGGUGCCUACGAAUGCUCAUCAUUGAGGACACUACAACUUACUUCUCAUUUUGAACCUUCAUCGUUGGCAGAUAGAAAAUUGUUGGGUCCAACGCUCUGUUCCUCAGUUAGUUAUCUUAGAAAUCUUCAACGGCUUACUCUUAAAGGUUGUGAACAGUUGUAUGAACUCUCUGAAUUCAUGGACUCCUUUUCUUCAUUAUCUUCACUGGACUUGAGUGAAAGUAAUGCGGAGAGCUUGCCUGCCAGCAUCAAGCAUCUUUCAAAUCUAGAACAAAUUUUCUUGCGGAAUUGUAGAACACUUCGUUCUCUGCCAGAAUUGCCGCCAUUCCUCGAAACUGUUGAUGCUAGUGGUUGCAUGUCACUGGAGAUUGUACCCACUGUAAUAACUUCUGCACGACAACUGAGUUUCCUACAUCUGAAAGAUUGCUCGAAAUUGGAGAACUGUUCUUCAUCCCGUGACAUUGAAUGGGCAUAUUUCUCAUUGAAGCGAUUAGUAUACACAAAACAAAGAGGAGGUUUUGUUUACCCAGGAAGAAAAGUUCCAGAGUGGUUUAUGUUUAAUCAGGGAACAAAGGCUUCGAACUAUGUAACUAUUGAGCUUCCUUCAACCAAUAACGACCUAAUUGGCUUCAUUUUCUGCUCUGUUCUUUCUCAUUUCUGUUCUCAUGACUCUCAUUAUAGCUUACAAUGCCAACUUUAUUAUGAUAGUAAGUGGUGCAAAUGCCUACCAUUUCCUAUGCUCAUCGAAAAUUUUGAUUCACGUCAUGUUAUUCUAUGGUGUGAUCCUUCCACACUCAUAAAGUUGGGUAAAACAAUGGAUGAUCAAAACACCAAUUACAAGCCGAAGCUGUCAUUUGAAUUCUCUGUUAUUACAAGGGAUAACAAGUUAGUCGAUGGUUUGGUUGAAGCAUGUGGAGUCUGCCAAAUAUAUGCCUCGGAUUAUCAUACCUUCAUUCAACAAAUGGAAUCGAAGUCAAGCUUGAGUACUCAAAACAAGACUUGUCAUGAUGUUGAUGAGAAUUCAUUUCGUGGGAUACUAAAAUAUGUGAAUUUCUCGUUGGAGCAAGGAAAAUAUGGCAAUUUUGAAGGAAGUGUCAUUCCAGAUUGGUUUACUCACAAAAGUUCGACGAUAAAAGAUGGAGGUUUACGGGUGAGCGUUCAGCUUGCUCCAGAUUUGGAAAACUUAAUGGGUUUCAUUUUCUGCUUUGUCAUGCCUCAUUUCUCCUCAAAAGAAAGGGAUCAAUGUCAGUCGUCAUGUACAUACCUUAUUGAAGAUAGGAGUAAUGAUUGGACAAAAAGCUUGCCUUUGGAAGGUCCAAUAGGAUGGCACUAUUCAAUGAUAAGAUUGAAUUCAGAUAAUGUUUUUCAAUGGUAUGAUCCCCUCUUGCGUGGAUGCAUGCUGCGGGAACUUCAGAGAAGGAGAAAAUCUUAUGAUGGGGAGCUUGAAUUUAGAUUCAGGUGUGGUGAUGGUUUGGUUAAUUCGAAAUUUCAGAUUGGUGAGUGCUUGAUCAAAGAAUGUGGGGUUCCCAGUAUAUGUCUCAGAGUACGCAAACUUCCUCCAACAAAAAAAAUUGAAGAGGCAGUUCUUCAGACAUCGCCGAUCCACUUGCUUAAGCUGUGGAACCCCUCCUUCUCUCCUGAAAUCCUUAUUGAAAGAAAUCAGACUCAGCUGCUUCGAUCCAUGUCAAUGAUCUGGGCAAGUUCCAAAGGGCCUUGCGCAAUGAUGUGGAACCCGAAGCCUGCUGAGAGACCCCGUUUAGCCAAGAAGUCAGCUGCCAAGUUUACCCUUUAG
This is a messenger RNA of Neltuma alba, 4176 nucleotides long. Its product is annotated as TMV resistance protein N-like. Lineage: Eukaryota; Viridiplantae; Streptophyta; Magnoliopsida; Fabales; Fabaceae. Gene Ontology annotation, molecular function: ADP binding. The record is from RefSeq and is a predicted model, not a curated record. Gene Ontology annotation, biological process: defense response; signal transduction. Bases 1 to 4176 code for a protein of 1391 amino acids. The transcript is spliced from 8 exons.